Galleria mellonella (greater wax moth) is the source of this 5648-nucleotide messenger RNA. It is a transcript of the gene Bre1, whose product is annotated as E3 ubiquitin-protein ligase Bre1. The transcript is spliced from 17 exons. Gene Ontology annotation, molecular function: ubiquitin protein ligase activity; metal ion binding. NCBI's taxonomy places the organism in Eukaryota, Metazoa, Arthropoda, Insecta, Lepidoptera, Pyralidae. The record is from RefSeq and is a predicted model, not a curated record. Gene Ontology annotation, cellular component: HULC complex; nucleus. The coding region runs from base 215 to 2968 and encodes 917 amino acids.
ACUAGUCACAUUUGCAUUUAAUACUAGACGGUGACUGGUUGAGUUGAGGUGUUGUUUUAGGCCGUAUUAUAAUAAUUCUAUAGAUAGAUAUCUUUUAAUAUUUAACAAAAUGAAUAGUACUUUUCUGUAUUACUUCCUUUUAUUUUCACAUAGUAAUAAAGUUAGAAAUUAACAUUGAAACGCCCAAAUUGUCAAUAUUGACAAGCAGGCCAAAAUGUCUAAACGUGGAGCAGAAGAUAGCGGUAACGGCAGCAGCCAGCCUCCGAUCAAAAAAGUUCAUUUUGAACCCCAUCUCAUUGGUCCCGUGUCCACUCUCGAGGAAAUGGAUAUAAAAGUUUUGCAGUUCCAAAAUAAAAAAUUGGCACAGAGAAUAGAACAACGACACCGAUGUGAAGCCGAGUUAAGAGCAAGAAUAGAACAACUAGAAAAAAGACAAACCCAGGAUGAUGCUGUGCUAUGUGUUGUGAACCGUUAUUGGAAUUUACUAAAUGAAGACAUCAGAGUGUUGUUACAGCGUUUUGAUGCUGAAACAGCUGAUGAGUCAGAAAACAAAAAUGAGAAUGAGGCGACUACAUCAUUUUUAAUGCAGUUAUCAACAUGGGACAAAGAGGAGUUGGAUGCUCAACUUGCAAAUCGAGUUCAAGUGAGCAAACGGGCUGUUGCCAAAGUACUGCAAGCUUUUGAUAGGCUCCAACAAAGGAAUGACAAGAUUUGGAAGGCAAUUAAAGGAGAAGGAGAAGAGGGCGCACCACCGCCGUCAUUGGACACGGUAGUGCUGGCUGCCAACGAGGAGGUGACGGCGGAGAAUCGGCGGCUGCAAGCACUGAGUACGACGCUGCACGAAACGCACCACUCGAUGACGCUGCGUGUCGCACAGUUGCAGGACGCAGUCAACAGCCGUGACACGGAGAACGCCGAGCUCAAGAACCAGAUCGACGACUUGCAGUACGAACUUAUGAAGGUGCGGUCCCGCAACGACAAACUCGAGAAUCAUCUGGCGGAGGCGAUUGAGAAGCUGAAGAGCUACCACCAAUCUGGCGCGAGCUCGUCGAGUAGUGGAGCGGGUGGUGCGGCGACCAGUACUCCGCUGUCGGCGGUGGCGGCUGCCAAGCUGGAAGACGUGGCGGCCGAGCUGGAAGAGCAACGCGAGUUGGCUAACAACCGCCUUGCCGAGCUCGACCGCCUGCACCGUCAGCACCGUGACACGCUAAAGGAGGUCGAGAAACUCAAGAUGGAUAUCCGUCAAUUGCCCGAGUCGAUAAUCGUAGAAACAACAGAGUACAAGUGCCUACAGAGUCAGUUCUCGGUGCUGUACAACGAGUCGAUGCAGAUGAAAACGGCGCUCGAUGAGACGCGGUUGCAGUUGCAGAACGCCAAGAACCUGCAUCUAAGGCAGAUAGAGAUGAUGGAGAGUGAAGAGCUAUCGAGGCAAAAGGCGUUACGCGCUGAGAUGAUACAAUUAGAAGACGUAUUAGGUCAAUUGAGGAAGGAGUAUGAGAUGUUACGUAUAGAGUUUGAGCAGAACUUGGCGGCGAAUGAGCAGACGGGCCCCAUCAACAGGGAGAUGAGGCACCUGAUCACUUCACUGCAGAACCACAACCAGCAACUCAAGGGGGAAGUUCACAGGUACAAGAGGAAAUAUAAAGAUGCAAGUCAAGAAUUGAAUAAGGCGCGAAAGGAACUAGAGGAGGCUACGGCGGCAGCCGCCCGCGGCGGAGAGGCGCCUGACGAUAAGCCGCUCGCCGUCAAAAAGGAGGAGCCCGACCCUGAGCAAGGCGACGAGGGCGGCAGCAGUGCGAGUGCGGACGUGAAGCCAGCCGUCGCCAAGGAGCACAAUCGCGCCAAGCUUCAGGAACAAGAGCUCAUCAUCAAGGAUCUCAAACAGCAACUUAAGAAAGCGGUGAACGAGCAGAAGGAACUGAAACUACUGCUGGACAUGUACAAGGGUGUGAGCAAGGAACAACGCGACAAGGUGCAACUGAUGGCCGCCGAGAGGAAGGCGCGCCAGGAGCUAGAGGAUCAUCGCCAGAAGGCCAAGAUGGCGCAGGAGAGCAAGCGGGAGCGGCGCGUGGCGGACGAGGACGCGCUGCGCAAGAUCAAGCAGCUGGAGGAGCAGAAGUACGAGUUACAGAAGCAGUUGUCGUGCGCUAGGCCCAACGCCGACCCGCUCCAUGCCUUCUCCAGGCCCUUCGCCGGCUCCCAGGAAGAAGAAGCGUUAUUAAAUGAAAUGGAAGUAACCGGACAAGCAUUCGAGGACAUGCAGGAGCAAAACUCGCGACUGAUCCAACAGCUUCGGGAAAAAGACGAUGCUAACUUCAAACUUAUGUCCGAGAGGAUAAAGGCGAAUUCACUGCACAAAUUGUUGCGGGAGGAGAAACAACUUUUACAAGAGCAGGUUGUGACACGAGAUCAGCAGAUCGAGUCCAUGGGCGCGGUGGCGCGGCGGCUGGAGGAGAAGGAGCGUUUGCUGCAGACAACGCUAUCGGCUGUUGAAAAGGAACUAGUCCUCCGGCAGCAGGCCAUGGAGAUGCAUAAGCGGAAGGCAAUCGAAUCUGCACAAUCUGCCGCUGACCUCAAAUUGCACCUUGAGAAAUAUCAUGCGCAAAUGAAAGAAGCGCAACAAGUGGUCGCAGAGAAGACGAGCGCACUCGAAGCGGAGGCUUACAAAACAAAAAGACUACACGAAGAACUUGCUAUGUUGAGGCGUAAAGCAGAGAGGAUGAAGAAAAUGGAGCAAGCAGGCAGCAGUAUGGAUGAGGUACUGCUCGAGGAGAUCAAGGAAUACAAGGAGACACUUACCUGUCCAUCAUGCAAAGUGAAACGCAAGGACGCAGUCCUAACGAAGUGUUUCCACGUGUUUUGCUGGGAUUGUCUGCGCACGCGCUACGAAACGCGGCAGCGGAAAUGUCCCAAAUGCAAUGCCGCCUUCGGUGCCAACGACUAUCACCGCCUCUACCUCUCUACCUAGACUGUUCGCGGGGGGAUCGCCCUGCAUCACGUGCGUCUCUUUACACCUCCACAUGGUCACGCUCUCUUUUGGACCGUCACUGUAAAUUAUUUCGCUAUGCGUGUAUUUUGGUUGUAUCCAAUACACCUUAUAAGUCGAAUGAUUGAACUAAAAUCUAGAUGUGUCCAGAAUAUACACUUUCAUAUGUCAGACGACAGGAGGUGUUUUCUGCAUUAGACUGGUCUUAUUGCACUCGGCACCUGCACGAAUUUAUUUUAAUUUCAUUGGAAUUGUACACAUAUUGUACAGAUAGAAGGGCGCCGAUUAACUGAGAUAUUGACGUCUUAACAAAAAUAAUAAUAGUUAAAAUAUAACCUAAUACAGAUAUCAGAAACAGCUUUUAUAUGCUUUAUACUUCUGUCAACGCCCAUAUUUUACAGACUUAACAAAUCCAAGAUUGGGCAUCUGUGGACCGCCCGCUCGGUUAGCAUUCACUUUCUGUGAUGAUAGUUAUAGAUUUUGACAUAAUUUAUUACUGAAAAAGUAAUUAAGAAAACAAUAUCAGUCGUCACACGCGCGGAGGUUGAACAAAAGGAAUAGGUUGUGAAUUGGAUUGUAUUGUAGAUUGUAUCAGGAGCAUUUUAUAUUAAUGUGUGUAUAAAUGUCUUCUAAAUAUUUAUAAACAUGGAUGAUGAGUAUAAAAAUUACUUUGUUAAAAUCUAGCUAAUUGUACCUAAAUUUAUUAACUCACUACCUAACACAAUAUCCAAGGAAAAGAAAAUAUAUAUACUAUAUUUGUCUGUAAAAUCUAAUAGCCGAUUCUAAAUUAAAGCAUUUUAAAUGAACUGAGAUUCACUUAGCUCUCAGUCAUGUUUGCAUUUAACUGAGCAAACAAAUGAUAAUUACAAAUUAAUAUUUGAUUACAGCAUCGUCAUUAACAAAAGUUUUAACUUCACGCUUUUCUAAAUUGUCAGUUAAAUAACAUUCAUACAUGACCUUAUCACAAAAGUUAAAAUAAAAGUUGAAGAUUAUCAUUGACGAGACAAUGUUCAAGACUUUAAAGGAUAUCAUGUCAUAUUUUGAAUCUAAACUAUCUUGUAUUUUAUGUAAAUAAACACUCAAGUCGAUUAGAUCGAAGUGUUAAUGUACUCUAUGUACUCGAUACGACAUUGUAUUUGAUGGGAUUCAUCAUUUCUCCAUUGUGUCUGUAUAAACACUGUAUUUUUAUAUACACGUCGUAAUUGUUACAAGUAUAAGUAAUAAUGCAUUUCGCAAGAAUGUAUAUGAGAUGUAUUUAACUGAAGUAGAUGUUAUUUUGCGGAAGUCUAUAUCACUUGUUAGUUGAUAAGAAUGUUUUUGUUUAAUUCCACUAACAUUAGUAUGCGUGCGACUUCUAACAUUUGAGGAUUGAUUAUUAUUAUAAUUAAUAGAAGUUCAACGACAUUCUCUAUUAGUUUUCAAUCUCUGAUCGUUAUUUGUAAGACUUCUGUUUAAUCUACUACUAUAUAUUCUAGUACUAAAAUUUAUAUUAUUAUUAAUAGUCAAUUUUCAAAUGUUGCCAAUCACACUCAUAGUAAUGGUAUCGAAAUUAAAUAAUCCCAAUCAAUUAACCAGUCAUAUAAGAUGUGUUAUAAAUGUGUAUAUUUAAGGAUAUCAUGAAAUCGAACAAGUGGAUAUAGUGUAAUAUGUAUAUUUAAGUUAAUAUAUUUAAGAAUUAUGCAUAAGUAUCUUAAUAGACGAGCUCGUACACAUGAAUUUCCUAUGAGCUGUUGCAUCGUCGAUCAUUGACUGAUAUAUUUAUAUAUUUAGUUUUAAAUUUUUCAUUGGGCUUGGCUCGUAAUAUAAAUACAUGAAGUAAAAAAUCGACCGACAAAUAUGACUUACCCAGUUUUAAUGUAUAGUUAAAAAUCUUUACAGAAAUUGGGUGUUUAGUACAGGAUUUCCUGUAGUUCUAGAUAUAAUAAACAAGUCCUAAAUGGGCAUCAAGUUAAUUCACAGUAUUUAGUUAAUAACAUUUUUAUAAUAUUGAGGUAAGUGGUAAGGCUUUGUAUGCAAUAUUUCCUUUGAAAUUUUGGAGAUAAUAUUCCAUGUUUCAUUGUAUAAAUUAUUUUCAGUAUAAGCUGAAACUAAGUACAUAGAUCUUAAACCACCUAUUGAAUUAAAAUAGUACUUUUAAUUCUAAAAAAAUUAAGUUAAUUGUCUCCAUAUUUCGCUAUUUACCGAAAUUCAGUUGAUCCUUUAUGUAAAAUGUUAAAAUUACAUGUUGGUAAUAAAAUGUUUUGCAAUAAUUGCAAUAACCGACAGAAGGAUGUUAAACGUAUUUUUUUUUUCUAGUAGAUUUAGAAAAAAUACAAAGGUAGAAACAAAUGCAGUUACAUGCACUUGGUGAAGUAAUGAUAUUUGUUAUAAACAUCACAAAAUAAUUACUGCUUACAUGAUUAAGCAAAAAGAGGGUAAACAUACAUUUUUUAAAUCAUUAUAUUUUGUAUAUUUUUUAAAUUAAAAUUUAUUGUUCAGUUUUAAAAUCACAAAAAAAUAGAUUUUGUAGUAUUUAGAUGUUCAUUUGACAGAUUUUGAUAUGUCAACAUUAGGAAAUGUAGUAAAACUGUAAUAAAAAUAUGCAAAAUACAGUGAAAGUAUACAUAACUGUUAAACUUGUAUUAUUUUAAUGGAAUAUGUCGAAUAAAUGUCUCAAACCAAA